Molecule: messenger RNA, 558 nt
Organism: Malus domestica (apple)
Lineage: Eukaryota; Viridiplantae; Streptophyta; Magnoliopsida; Rosales; Rosaceae
Product: reticulon-like protein B14
Source: RefSeq, a predicted model, not a curated record
AUGUCUCAUAUUCUUGGAGGAGGAAAAGUGGCCAACAUAUUAUUAUGGAAGAACAAGAUAAUAUCUGCUUUAAUCUUAAGCGCGCUUACAGGCAUAUGGAUUUUUUUAGAAGUACUAGAAUACCAGUUUCUCACUAUUCUUUGUAACACCCUCACGAUCACCAUGCUUGGUAUUUUCUUCUUGCAGCAAGGAGGAGCGAGACUAAUCGCUCGGUUUGGUUUUGUUCCACCUGAUUUGGAUGACAUUAAACUCUCAUCGGAAUCGACUUGUAGAUACUUGUUCGAAACAUUUAACCUGUUCUUGCUCAACGUUUUGGAAAUUUCAUCUGGAAAAGACUUGAAACUCCUAUUUUUGGCAAUGGCUUGUCUAUGGAUAUUGUCGGUUAUCGGAUAUCAUAUCAGCCUUCUGAACCUUUUAUAUACGAGAGCAGUGCCAGCUUUGUAUGAGCGAUAUGGUGCUCAACUGGAUACAUUAGCUGCCAAACGCAUCCAAGAUGUGAAGGACUUGUACCAAUUGAUUCUUAACAAGAUUCCGAGGCGAGAAGCGAGAGAAGAAUAA